CUCCGGGCAACAGUCAGAGGCCGUGUUGUCACGCGAGGCUUUGUGUUGUGCCCUUCUGUGGAGCUCUUAGUCCUAUACGUUACCGGGCGAAAACCGAAAGUGAAGCGUUGGUCGAUUUUUUCACACACUUAUUACGCGGCUUUCACAGGAACAGUUCAGGAUGGCGAACAUGGUCGGAGACUGGAAACUUGUGCCGGAGUUGACCACUGGCCAUGAUGAGUUUGCUAAAGCAAUGGGAAUGUCAGAUGCAGAACGCGAGGCAACUCGCAACCUCGUGUACACCUUCCAUCUGUCACGUGACGGUGAGGAAUGGUACAUGAAGGUGGUCACUGAAACUGGCGUCGUGUUUGGUGACAUCAAGUUCAAGAUGGACGUGCCCUUCUCCUAUCUCAGUCCCGACAAGACCACCAAACUGACGAACCUCAUCACUCUACAAAACGAGCACUUUCUCGAGAAGAUAACUUCAGAGAAGAACGGGGUCGUCAUGCACUAGGACGAGGACACCUACAGAGAUGGGGACUUCGUUAUUAUCGCUCCAGACCAAGGAUGGUGCAACGGAGAUACAGAAACUGAAGAAAGUCUAAAUUUAGUUCAGUCUUGGGCCCGCUUCUUAAGUGACUUACGACAUCUUCACAUGCGUCACACAUUUCAGUUCUAUUAUGCCUGUAGCGACGUAGACACGGCAUAUAUCAUUUCUUGUGUAGCUGGUUGAAGGACCUUGAGCAUUCCUUGAGUCAGUCCUACAGUCAGUCCUACAGUCAGUCCUACAGACACAAAUGCUUGGCUGGAUAGUUUGCCAUGACAUGAGCCCCAACACCUUCCCCAUCUUUGAUUCUGCUACUGAUGCUUAUAUAACUGUCCUUUACUACUA
Molecule: messenger RNA, 871 nt
Organism: Haliotis rubra (blacklip abalone)
Lineage: Eukaryota; Metazoa; Mollusca; Gastropoda; Lepetellida; Haliotidae
Exons: 5
Coding region: 161-493 (110 amino acids)
Source: RefSeq, a predicted model, not a curated record